AUGCCUCCGCCUUCCGUUCACCAACUCUAUCGUCGUCUCGAGACCAUUGGAAAGGGCGCAUACGGCUCCGUCCACAAGGGCAUACACAUCCCAACAGGAAACGUCGUCGCCCUCAAAAUCAUCAAUCUCGACACAGAGGACGACGAUGUGGGUGAUAUACAGCGCGAAGUGGCCCUCCUCACUCAGCUUCGGGACGCGCCCAAUAUCACACAAUACUAUGGCUGCUACCUCGAUGGCCCUCGUGUAUGGAUUGUCAUGGAAUAUGCUCAAGGUGGCAGUGUCCGCACCCUGAUGAAAGCCUCCAAGGACGGUACACUUGAGGAGAAAUACGUUGCGGUCAUCACACGAGAGGUCCUCAUGGGCUUGACCUACCUUCACAAGUCCUCCAUCAUUCACAGGGAUCUCAAGGCCGCCAAUAUCCUUAUCACAGCAGCCGGCAAGGUCAUGAUAUGUGACUUUGGUGUCUCUGCGCUUUUGGUCACUGCGUCGAGUAAGCGCAAUACACUCGUCGGCACACCACAUUGGAUGGCUCCUGAAGUCGCGCAUGCUUCUGCAUAUGAUACCAAGGCCGACAUCUGGAGCUUGGGCAUCAUGAUCUAUGAGAUGAUCAAAGGGAGCGCACCACAUUCACAUGUCGUGGACCAGGCGAAGCUCAUACAGAUGAUUCCUCGUAUGAAACCGCCUCGUCUCAUCGAAGGAGAGGGGAGCAAAGAACUCCGAGAGUUUGUCUCCCACUGCUUAAGGGAGUCUCCCAGUGAUCGACUCAGUGCUGACGAACUCUCCAAAACCAAGUGGAUUAAAUCUGUUUCACGUGUACCUGUCAUCCUUCUCAAAGAUCUCAUUUUGCGAUAUGAUGCUUGGAUUAAAAGUGGUGGUAGCCGAGCCAGUGUAGCUGAUCCUCUCCCAUGGGAGGAAGAAGAGGAAAGAGACUCCCAACCUUCCGCGGCCGACGAUGACGAGAAUACUUGGGAAUUUGACACCGUUCGCGGUCGUUCUUCGUUCGAAAUUGCGGAUUUUAAUCACACACUCGAUGAAGACUUACCAUUGUCUUCCUACCCGACCAUUCGACCCACUGCUAACUCCAGAGUACCCGCUACUUUACGCAUGCUGUUUGAAACCGAGACGACGGCUCUGGAUCCUUUUCGCAUACCAACUCUCGAUCAGUCUCAGAGCGAUUUGCAGUCGGACUUUUCUGUUCUGUCAACUCUCAGUAAUUCUCCUGUUCGAGGUCGCAGUCCCUUGAAGGUGCCUCCUACGGUUGAGCAGGAUGGUGACGAUUUAGAGACCGCGAAGCAAACCGAUUUCGUUUUCCCCCCUCGGACCUCGACGCCGCGUGCCAAAUCGAAGCUGGCUAUGAAGAGUUCUGCCUGGGAUGAUCAGCCUUCUGAGAGUGCCGCAGAACGGCUUCCCCCACUUGGACCAGGUAUUCCGUUAGGAACUGCUCCUGUUCUGCCUGGGCGAGCGAGUCUUGAGGCAGACAUGAGCACUGGCUCCGGUAAAGCAACACCCUCCUAUCGAGAAGUUCGCUCGACACGCGGUUUGCCGGAUAUUGAGAUCCCCUCGUCUUCAGACGGAUCGCCUUUUGCUACCACCCUUGACCUGCCCACUCCUCCUAUAAUUCUGUCUGUCUCGUCACCAGAGCAAUCCGUGACUGCUCGGCCAGCCGUAAACCGCAAGCGUUCUCAGAGUAGUGCUGCUGGGUUAGCGUCUCUUUCUCCUCGCGAAGAUCGUGAGGUUAGGUCUGCUGGAGGUUUCCACUUCCCUUCCCCACCCCCAUCAGCCGCGUCUGCUCAGGGCAGGUUUCCGCCUCAUUCUCCCCGGUCAUCAACCCAUCUACCAGCUGGACAUCACAGCACUUCACCGGCACAUGCGAGUGUGUCGACAAUCUCGACUACGUCCUCUGGGACUCAUCAGUUCACGCAUUCUCUAGAUGCCGCUCUUUCGCCUAGGAGGUUACCUUCCCCUGCUUUACUACCUACUCCUCCUUUGAUCACUCGCGCUCGGUCUGCAACAGCUGUUGCAGAACCCGGAAAUCGUAACACUUCUGCCACAGCAGGCUUGAAGACAAUGUCACGGAAGCCAAGUCUUAAUCGCCAGGCAACAGUAGCAGUCAUGGAAACCGUGAAUUCAACCAUUAUGCCACCUGUGAAGCCCUUCGCACGAAUUCGUGAAGACCGAAGCGGUAGUCCUGCAGAUAGGUCGAGUGUGCAACUUCCGGGCUUGAAGGAUGUGCUAAAGAUCCCCACUUUGAGUUCUGAACAUCAGCUUGGAAUGCCAGAUCUGCUUCCCGCGUCGCUCUCCAUCCUCACGCAGCCUUCACGCCCGCUCCCAACACAGGGCUCGGCAGGCUAUUCCUCAGAUAUCGGUCCGCAUAGCUCGCGACCGCAUCCACUGACUAAUUCUGCUGCCGCCUCCUCUACUACCUCUCUCAGUUCACUGUCGUCCCAGCUCAAUCAAUCGUUCGUUGAUUCCCGCGGAGGUUCUACCGAUUCAGUACUGAUGCAAUCGCAUACACGAUCUUACUCUCAUGGGGGAUCGCAGGCAUUUGUCGACACCCUCAUUGGUCCUCCGAUACGACCCCUUGACUUUGCUAAGUUAAUGCAUUCUCAUGAUGCUACGCACAUGCAACUGGCUCGAACCGUUGAAGACCUUUCUCAGUGGCUGUCACUCGUUGAGAUCGGGCUCACGCAGAUGCUGGACAAGGCAGACCGAGACACGAUUGAAGAGGAGCAGGAGCAGGAGGAAAGCCUAGUGGGAAGUGGCGGUGACGGACAUAUCGUGUCGACAGACACGCGGACACAGUCGAGUGCGGCGCUGGCCGCCGCCGAGUAG
Molecule: messenger RNA, 2832 nt
Organism: Sparassis crispa
Lineage: Eukaryota; Fungi; Basidiomycota; Agaricomycetes; Polyporales; Sparassidaceae
Product: Pkinase-domain-containing protein
Exons: 4
Coding region: 1-2832 (943 amino acids)
Biological process (GO): protein phosphorylation
Molecular function (GO): protein kinase activity; ATP binding
Source: RefSeq, a predicted model, not a curated record